UCUAUAUAAAGCUAGAGAAGAAGAAGGAACUUCCGGCGAAGCAUAGAGUAUAGUUUGCUGUCAAAAGUGCGUUUAUUAUUUCUAUUUUAAAAUGAGUCGCACUUAUAACGAUGAGCUUCAGUAUCUGGAUAAAAUCCACAAAAACUGCUGGCGGAUCAAGAAGGGCUUCGUGCCGAACAUGCAGGUGGAGGGUGUUUUCUAUGUGAAUGAUCCUCUGGAGAAACUCAUGUUUGAGGAGCUGAGAAACGCCUGUCGUGGUGGAGGGUUUGGUGGUUUCUUGCCUGCUAUGAAGCAAAUUGGAAACGUUGCUGCCCUGCCAGGAAUCAUACAUCGGUCCAUCGGUUUACCAGACGUCCACUCCGGAUAUGGUUUUGCUAUCGGAAACAUGGCUGCGUUUGACAUGGACAACCCGGAGGCCGUGGUGUCUCCCGGUGGCGUGGGGUUUGACAUUAACUGUGGCGUCCGUCUGCUGAGGACUAACCUGGACGAGGGUGACGUGCAGCCGGUGAAGGAGCAGCUGGCUCAGUCCAUGUUUGACCACAUUCCCGUCGGAGUCGGAUCCAAGGGCGUCAUUCCCAUGGGAGCGAAAGAUCUGGAGGAAGCUCUAGAGAUGGGUGUGGACUGGUCUCUGAGGGAAGGAUACGCUUGGGCCGAGGAUAAGGAGCACUGUGAGGAAUACGGCCGAAUGCUGCAGGCCGAUCCCAACAAAGUCUCGUCCAAAGCCAAGAAGAGAGGACUGCCACAGUUGGGUACGCUGGGUGCAGGAAACCACUACGCUGAGAUUCAGGUGGUGGAUGAGAUCUACAACGAUUACGCUGCCAAGAAGAUGGGCAUCGACCACAAGGGGCAGAUCUGUGUGAUGAUCCACAGCGGCAGUCGGGGCCUCGGCCACCAGGUGGCCACAGAUGCAUUGGUUGCGAUGGAGAAGGCGAUGAAGCGGGAUCAGAUCAUAGUGAAUGACCGUCAGUUGGCCUGCGCUCGCAUCAUGUCUUCUGAGGGUCAGGACUAUCUGAAGGGCAUGGCGGCCGCCGGCAACUACGCCUGGGUCAACCGCUCCUCCAUGACCUUCCUCACCCGACAGGCCUUCUCCAAAGUCUUCAACACCACACCAGACGAUCUGGACAUGCACGUCAUCUACGACGUCUCGCACAACAUCGCCAAGGUGGAAGAGCACAUGGUGGACGGCAAACAGAAGACGCUUCUCUUGCACAGGAAGGGAUCGACGCGAGCGUUCCCGCCUCACCAUCCACUCAUACCCGUCGACUAUCAGCUGACCGGCCAGCCGGUUCUGAUCGGAGGAACCAUGGGCACCUGCAGUUACGUGCUGACCGGCACAGAGCAGGGCAUGACGGAGACGUUCGGCACCACGUGUCACGGAGCGGGUCGAGCUCUAUCCAGAGCCAAAUCCAGACGCAACCUGGACUUCCAGGACGUUCUGGAUAAACUGGCAGACAUGGGCAUCGCCAUCAGAGUGGCGUCACCAAAGCUGGUGAUGGAGGAGGCUCCUGAAUCCUACAAGAACGUCACAGACGUGGUGAACACGUGUCACGACGCCGGCAUCAGUAAAAAGGCCAUCAAGCUCAGACCGAUCGCUGUGAUUAAAGGCUGAAACAUCAAGAAGCUGCACGCAAGUUUCUGACCGCAGAAGACUCUGCAUCUCAAAUAUUUAACACAUGAAGGUGAUGUGGCUCAGGCGUUAUUUGUGUUUUGUUUUGGGUUUGAGGGUGAAUGUUUACACCAAGAGCUACUAAAGUGGAAUAAAAGCGUUGCAUCAGCACCUCAGCUUGUUCUCCUGAAUCUGCACAAGUACAUGAACGCAGCCGCUUCAAAUAAACUUCCAGCCGGAAAUCAGACGGAGAUUAGUAAAUACUUUAUUGGUCAUGACAAGAGAUCCACAAAAGAGAGUGAGAGGGCCUGUCCCAGCAUAUCAAAAAUAAAUCAAGUUUACACAGUCUA
Messenger RNA from Onychostoma macrolepis, 1956 nucleotides. It is a transcript of the gene rtcb, whose product is annotated as RNA 2',3'-cyclic phosphate and 5'-OH ligase. Gene Ontology annotation, biological process: tRNA splicing, via endonucleolytic cleavage and ligation. Gene Ontology annotation, molecular function: RNA ligase (ATP) activity. Gene Ontology annotation, cellular component: nucleus; tRNA-splicing ligase complex. NCBI's taxonomy places the organism in Eukaryota, Metazoa, Chordata, Actinopteri, Cypriniformes, Cyprinidae. The coding region runs from base 92 to 1609 and encodes 505 amino acids. The transcript is spliced from 12 exons. The record is from RefSeq and is a predicted model, not a curated record.